UUUCAUUCGGUCCCGAACUUUUGAAGGAGGAGGUCGUUUAUGGAGCACACGGUUGCGCAUUCGUUGGUCCGUUUGUGCGAGUGUGCGUGAGUCGGCGUUUUGUGCUUGUGUUCGUACUAUUUCUGCACGUGCUGCUCCGUUGCGACCAAUUCGGGUGAUACAAUAAUAAUAAUAGAGCACAGUAGUGUGAACCAAUUUAUGCUCUGAUAGCACAAGCAGAAGGAGUUUCUGAUCUAGACGAGAGCUAUCCAUCCAUAUGAUAGCAUGGAUAGCAGUGCAAAGCCAACGCGGAAAAAUCCGCGACAGCAUGCAAAUAUUAUUUCACAACUAAUAUUUGCCUGGGCGAUACCAUUACUAUAUCGAGGUUCCCGCAGAGGCCUUAAUACGGAUGACCUGACACAAUGUCUGAAGGAAGAUCGAUCCGAGCAGUUGGGCGACCGUUUGGAGGAUCAAUGGUUUAAGGAACUAGAGCGAUCUCACCGCAAGAAACAGAAGCCGCAUCUCAGAAACGCACUUUUCCGCUGUUUCCUAGGACCCACGAUCAUCAAUGGCCUCAUUUGCUUUAUCUACAUAGUGAUCAAGACCUUAAUUCCAGCUGUUCUUGCACAGCUGUUGAUUCAGUUUCAAAAAACUCCUGUUGCGCAAUUAAGAAAUAUCGAUGUCAAUGAUAUUUCAAUAUCAGAUUCCCUGAAUCGAACAGCACGGGCAAUUCCAAACUAUGUGCUGAGUCAGGCUGUCGCCAACUCUAGUGGAUCUCCAGGGGAUGCACUUUUCCCCAAAUCGCUGGACAAAGCGGGUCCACUGGAGCCGAUUCAGCCUCCAGUAGAGGAAGUGGAUCACAAUGCAACCGCUGUGCGAAGCAUCUUGGAUCAGACCGUCGAGCACAUGUGGAACGAUAUGAACAGUCUGGGCGCCGUCCUGGUUCUUUCGACGCUGUUCUGCUGCUUCCUGUUGCACCACGUCGAUCUCCGACAGCGCCUAAUGGGUGCACGGAUGCGAAUAGCCUGCUGCUCGCUGAUCUACCGGAAAACUCUACGGCUCUCGAUGAAAACGGCUGGUCAGACGCCAGCUGGUUACCUAAUCAACCUUCUUUCGAAUGAUGUGAAUCGUUUGGACUAUGGCUUCAUAUUCAUGCACUGGAUCUGGAUUAUGCCAUUGCAGGCGAUGCUCACGUGCUACCUGAUUUGGCUGAACAUUGGCAUCCCAGCAAUUGUGGGUGUAGUUGGACUGCUGCUAAAAACGGUGCCCGUGCAGACGGCCUUGAGCAAGGUAACCUCUGUGCUGCGGAUGAGAAUUGCGGAGCGAACGGACGCGAGAGUGGGCAUUAUGAACGAGCUGGUGCAGGGCAUUCAGGUUAUAAAGAUGUACGCCUGGGAAAAACCGUUCCAGGCGGUGGUGGCCGAAGCUCGGCGUAGCGAGAUCAAGCAGAUCCGAUAUGCAUCUUACCUGCGUGGCUUCUACCUCAGCACCAUGGUGUUCACGGAGCGAUCCACUUUGUACAUCACCCUGGCAGCGGCUGCUUUGAUGGGCCAAACCAUAACCGCAGACUUUGUGUUCUCAGCAGCCAGUUACUACAAUAUCCUGCAACUGGUGGCUGCCAUUUGGUAUCCACUAGCUGUAAGCUUUGGAGCGGAAGCAUUGGUUUCUCUGCGUCGGAUUCAGGACUUCCUUAUGCUCGAGGGACGUGAGGAGCGCACUCAAGGACUUACCCAUAAGCGAGAUCAGGAAGGUGGAGACUCCAGAGCAGUGACCAUUAAGGACAUUAAUGCCAGCUGGGAUAUUGAGAAGCCACAGAAAACGCUCCAAAGCAUUAAUCUGCAGAUCGAGAAGGGCCAACUGUGCGCAGUUAUUGGACCGGUAGGUGCCGGAAAGAGUUCUAUCCUCCAGUUACUGCUGGGUGAACUGCCCGUUAUCGAUGGAGGCGUUUUUAUCCAGGGUGACCUCUCCUAUGCAGCCCAGGAACCAUGGUUAUUUACGGGAUCGGUGCGAAAUAACAUCCUUUUCGGUGAAGAGUUUGAUAGGAAGCGUUACCAGGAGGUAACACGGUGUUGUGCCCUUAGCACGGAUUUCCAACAGCUGCCAAACGGAGACAAAACUCUUGUGGGUGAGCGUGGGGCAUCCCUUUCCGGAGGCCAAAGAGCACGCAUCAGCUUGGCCCGAGCUGUCUAUAAGCCCGCACAGAUUUACUUGAUGGAUGAUCCGCUAAGUGCUGUUGAUGCGCACGUGGGCAGGCAUCUCUUCGAUGAGGUGAUUGGACCCAGAGGACGACUGGCUCAGCUGAAGGCGACUCGCAUUCUAGUGACCCACCAGGUGCACUUCCUGUCCGAGGCCGACGUUAUUGUUAUUGUCGACCAAGGAAGAAUUUUAAGGCAAGGCACCUACCAGGAGCUGAUCAACAGUGAUCUGGACUUCGCUAGGCUCCUUGAGCGACCCAAGGAGGAGGAGGAAGGGGAAAACAGUCGCAAUCAAACAUCCCCGCUGAGUGUCAAUUCACUGGAGAGUGACGACGAGGACAUACCUUUCAUCGAUGGUGUAAAAGAUGGGUACCAGCAGUUGAGAAAACAGAGCAGCUCGGUACAUGGCAGCAAGUCGUUGGACAGUACCCAACUGGAUGAUAAUGUCGAUGAGGAUGAUCUGGCCGAGGCCCAAGCAUCUGGUGGCAUUUCACCACGCGUUUGGUACGAGUACUUCCAUGCGGGCAGUACUCUUCUGAGCUUCAGCUUCAUGGUCUUUGUUAUGGUGAUGUCCCAGGUGGUGUGCAGUAGUUCCGAUUUCUUUGCGAACAUCUGGACACAGCAGGAGCAUCAGAGGUCGCAGGGAGAGGCCACUUUCUCAACCUUCGAGUGCAUGUACAUAUACGGUGCUCUGAUCAUCGCCGUGGUGAUCAUGACCACAUUCCGUGGCUUCCUGUUCUUUAAGAUUUGCAUGCAUGCCUCCAAGGUGCUGCACGAUCGCAUGUUUGCCUGCAUCCUGCACGCCACCAUGAGAUUCUUUGACACCACUCCGUCUGGAAGGAUUCUGAAUCGCUUCUCCAAGGAUAUGGGCGCCAUUGAUGAGUUGCUGCCGCGGGCCAUGAUGGAUUUUAUACAGAUCGCUCUGGUGAUGUUUGGAAUUCUGAUUGUUAUUGGUAUACUGAAUCCGGUUUUGGUGGCCGCCAUGUUGGUGGUAGCCGUUGUGGAUGUGCUCAUCCUGAAGUUGUACCUGAGACCUUCGCAGGAUCUCAAGCGAUUGGAGGGCAUAUGCCGCAGUCCGGUGUUUUCCCAUCUCAGUGCUUCCCUUACGGGUCUGGCCAUCAUUCGAUCCCGCCAGUUGCAGGAUGUGGUGGCCAAGGAGUUUGAUUUGCUGCAGGAUGUGCACAGUAGCGUGUGGCAGCUGACCAUGGCAGUGAAUACGACUUUAGGCUUGUGGCUGGACUGUGUCAGUUGCAUCUUCCUUACCUCUGUCACCUUCAGCUUCAUUAUCUCCAGUGAAACCACUUAUAGCGGCAACGUAGGCUUGGCCAUUGCCCAGGCCAUGAUCCUAACCGGAAUGGUGCAAUAUGGAGUGCGACAAGUGGCCGAGUCCUUGCAGCAAAUGACCAGCGUGGAGCGCGUCCUGCAAUACACCGAACUGGAGCAGGAGCCGGCGCUGGGCGAAAAAACGCCACCGCAGCAGUGGCCCACACGCGGUCAGGUGGAGUUCCGCAAUAUGAGCUGUCGUUAUGAUCCAAAUGGAUCGCCGGUGCUUAGGAACCUGAAUCUCACCAUCGAGGCGGGCUGGAAGGUUGGCAUUGUGGGACGUACAGGAGCUGGGAAAUCGUCGCUAAUUGGAGCUCUCUUCCGAUUGGCUCACAUCGAGGGAGAGAUUUUUAUCGAUGGCAUAGAGACGGGAACGAUUUCAUUGGAAAUUCUGCGCACCCGCAUCUCGAUUAUACCCCAGGAUCCGGUACUGUUUUCCGCUACCAUCCGCUACAAUCUGGACCCCUUCGAGCGGUAUACCGACGCUGAGCUGUGGAGCGCUUUGGAAGAUGUGGAGCUGCGUAAAGCCAUUCCCGGUCUGGACUACAUGGUAACGGAGAGGGGCGGCAAUUUCAGCGUGGGCCAACGUCAAUUGCUCUGCCUGGCCAGGGCGAUUCUGCGAAACAACAAGGUGCUGGUACUGGAUGAGGCCACGGCCAAUGUGGAUCCACAAACCGAUGCCCUGAUCCAGCGCACCAUACGCAUCAAGUUCAAGCAGUGCACAGUGCUCACCGUUGCCCAUCGAUUGCACACAGUCAUGGAUUCGGAUCGGAUUAUAGUAAUGGAUGCUGGUGUCGCCGUGGAAUUCGAUGUGCCGUACUUGCUGUUGAAGAAGUCACAGGGACAUCUCCGGCAAAUGGUAGAGGCCACAGGCGGGGAAUCGGAAGCACUGAAGAAGACGGCCAGUGACAGCCACAAAAGAAUGCAAAGAGAACGGGACGAGCGAGAUCGCGAUCAGGAUGAGAGCCAGGAGUGAGAAACGGUGGCCCAAAAAAAUAUCCAUCGGAAAUCGCAUUUAACCAAAUCUGGUGCUUAUAAUGGCUCAAGGUUACAACUCUUGGGCUCCCAAUGGAAGAGGAAUCUUGUCCAAAACAAAAACCGUACCAAAAUGAUUUUCUUGUGCACAUACACAUAUUAUGUUAUCAAUGUUUCAUUUCCUUAGUUUAGUUAAGUUUGUUAACGAAAAGUCUAGAAUGUGUACUGCCUUAUACGUAUUGUACUUAGAUGUAAUCUCCACCAGGGACUACGUUGUAAUAUUUGUCCACCAACCUAUUGUAGACCGCCAGUGAAUCGGAUGUUUACUUACAACAUGACAAAAGCUACUUACAUUCUGGUACCGGACCAGAACUGAAACACCGAGGUCCUCAAAGGAUCAGUGGGUUAAUCUACUCACUAGUUAGACCAUCAAAUAUAUAUAUUGUUUAUAAAUUGUGUACAUUACUGCAAGUCUAUAUUCAUACAACCGAAAUAUUGUACUUGAAACUCUAGAUAGAAAUUUAAUAAAUAAUCGUCGGGUUUAUUAAAAUAUAAAUAAGUUUCACACAAAUUGGUAAUAAAAUUGUACAUUUAACUUAUUGAGUAAAUUUUAUACAAUCUUUUUCGAUAGUCAUUUUUUGACACAAAAUUGCAAAGUAAGUAAAAUAUAAAUAAUUGUCAUAAAAUGGAUAAUAUAAUCUAAAACCUAAACAAAC
Molecule: messenger RNA, 5188 nt
Organism: Drosophila melanogaster (fruit fly)
Lineage: Eukaryota; Metazoa; Arthropoda; Insecta; Diptera; Drosophilidae
Gene: Cftr
Product: CF transmembrane conductance regulator
Exons: 8
Coding region: 265-4473 (1402 amino acids)
Biological process (GO): transmembrane transport
Cellular component (GO): membrane
Molecular function (GO): nucleotide binding; ATP binding; ABC-type transporter activity
Source: RefSeq, marked reviewed